ACUCUUUGGGUUUUAGUAGGUGUAGGUGUUUGUUUGUUGUUUGUGGAUUAAAAUUAAAAUAAAUAUAUUUAUAUUUUUUCUUCGAGACAGAUUUAGACUCUAGAUCUCAAACCAAAAUAAAACAAUCAAAAUAUACAGAAAGUAACAAAGCGUUUAAGUGCCGAUAAAUUACUUGUAUGGUUUAAAAAUGCAAGACACAAGACCAGAACUCUAUGAAGAGGUUAAACUUUAUAGAAAUGCUAGAGAACGAGAAAAGCAUGACAAUAUGGCGGAGCUAUAUGCAGUGGUCAGCACAUUACAACACUUAGAGAAAGCAUACAUGCGGGACUGCGUCCGAGCCCAGGAAUACAUGGCAGCUUGCAGUAGACUGCUGGUUCAGUACCGAGUUGCCUUCAAACAGGUUCAGGGUGAUGAGUUCCCCACAAUAGAAUCUUUUGUUACGAAGUUUCGUGUAAGUUUUUAUAUAAAAUUAAUAUUAUUAACAUGAAACUAUAUAUAUUCCAGUUCUGCCAGUGGAGGCACAGUAUCUUAGAAUGUUUCAAUUCAAGAAAACACUAAGCACAUUUUUUCAAAUUUACAGAAUUUGCAUGAGCAAAUUAAAUUUUUCCCAUGAAAUAAAUCCCAAAUCAAAACAAAAAAAAUUUGUAAAUCUUUUUUGUAAUUAAGAAAAAGUAUCUGUUAACAUCACUUCAACAUUUUAUUUGUUUAGUAAACCCAUUUUUAACUUGCAGUUAGACUGUCCAGCUGCUUUAGAAAGAAUAAGAGAAAAUAAACCAAACCUCAUCAAAGAUGACAAAGGAAACACCAACAAGUAUAUAGCAGAGAUUGUUUCUGUAAGUGUAGUGUUUUUUUUUAAAUUUUAAUAAAAGCCCAGCAGUUUGCAAAUAAUAUGGGCAAUUUCAUUAAAUCAUAAAUCUUACUGUGUAGUGGCAGUGUAAGAAUAUACUACCCCAUAUCAUCCCGUAGAUGUCGUAAGAGGUGAAAUAGAGAAACUGUACCAGCAAAUGUGUGGAAGCAUCUUCCUGACAACAGUUAAACAAAAGUAAAAGUACUGCUUCAAAGCCAUUUGCAAAACGUAGUAACUAUGGCAAAUAUGGAGGAUAUUUAUGAGGCAUAUAUUUCAUCAUCAUCAUCAUUACACUUCUUCACAAGUCCACUGUUGAACAUAGGCCUCCCCCAAGGAAUACCACAAAGCACGGUCCUAAGCCAUCUGCAUCCAUCGACUUCUUGCAUGCCUUACCAAGUAGUCACUCCAUCAUGAUUCAUAAUUCGUUUAUUUAUUUCAUCUAGUGAUGACCUGGAGAGACUAGAAGAUGUGUCGUAAUUUCCCUGCUGCCCAGCCGAGUUGAAUCUCCUUUUGACCUCUCGGUCGAAGUUGGACUUACCUAGUUGGACUAUUUGUCCCAGGUAAACAUACCUGUCAACAACUUCAAGCUUAGUGCUCCCAACAACUACUGGCAUAGGUGUGACAUGGACGCUACACAUUAUCUUUGUUUUGUCCAUGUUCAUCUUAAGACCAACCUGUUGGGAGGCACUAUUGAGGUCAUUGAGAUAGUGCUUAUGUCCUCUAGCGUUUAUGUCUGAUUAUAUUGUCGUCUGUCAGAGAUCACAAGAUAUACUUGAAAUAAUUUUGAUAAAUGAGUUUACAGACCACUUGAUGGCAAGUAGAUCCUUGGUCUAGUGGUCAUGUCGUCCCGGGUUGGGUCAAAAUCAAUUAAGGGAUUUUCUGUCAAAAAAUUCUAUGUAGCAGCUUAGAGUCAAGAAGUUGGCGUUGUUACUCCUCCGGGGCCAAAAAACACAUAAAGUCAUCAAUCCUGUGCCUAAACUCUGGUCGGAUUUCAGUCCCAUCUGUCUAUGAGAAUGAGGGUGUAGGGUGCACCUGUGCUUGUGCAUACACUCGGGUACUGUAAUUUUGUCCUGCACAGAUGGCUGUUCUUCGUUAAAAUUGGAACAAAUAUAUCUAUUCUCAAUUAAAACUCAAAAUAGUCCUGGAGAUUGUUGUCUUGUUGUUAGCAAAAAGAGUAUUCUGGGCAUCUCUUUAAGUUCUCUUUUAGGACACUCGCAGUACUAUAUUCAUCAAAUAGCUUUAAGUAAAACUAAAAAAUAAAUGUCUACUCUGAUAGAUGCAGAAAAGCAACUUAAAUGUUACAGCCUAUAUUAUACGUUCCACUACUGAGGCACAUGGCUCCCAUUUCUGUGAGGGCAAAAGUGACUUUGCUUAAUACAAUUUAUGGAUUGUAUUACUCUACUUUAUUUUUUGUUUUACUAACAAUACAUUUUUUCAAAUACAUUAUAAUUAAUUGUAUCUGGUUUAAAACAACAGCUGUUCAUCACAUUGAUGGAUAAACUUCGCCUGGAACUCCGAGCUAUGGACAUGAUCCAGCCAGAGCUGAGGGACUUGAAGGACACAAUGGACCAUCUCAGCAUGCUGCCAGAGGACUUUGAGGGGAAAGUUAAGGUGAGAAGCUUUUCCCUUAUAAGGCUAAAAGAUUCGAGAGUGAAGGGACUCUCUGGUUCUUCAGGUUGUCCCUUCAUGUAGUGGGACUGGGAGUCAACAUACACUAAACUUGUCAGUAAAAGGCUCCUCCUAGAAAACCUUUCUUCCCCAUUGUACACCUAUAUUGCCAAUUACCAUUGCAGGCGCUAUUAACAAUUGAAUACCAGUGUAAAAUAGCAGCUGCUGUGUUUAUAUGGUGAGUGUAGAGAACCGGAGACACUUUUUACUGGAAAAAGAGGCAUUCUACCUUAGUCCUCACGGCUGACAACACAUCGGCAUUUUAAACCGCAAAAGAAGAUAGAUAUAGAUGUCUAUGGGCCACAGCAACCACUUACCAUCAGGUGGACUGUGUGCUCGUUUGUCACCCUUAUUCUAUAAAAAAAAAACAUUUUCAAUUUGUGGAGUACCAAUAAGGACAGUGUCUGGUUCCUGUCACUCACUGUAUGAAACUCAGUGGCAUUAUAUUGCUAUUUCAUGCUGGUAAACUGUGAGAUCAUGGCCCUUUUCCGAUCGAACAGAUCCAUUCGUGCUGCAGCCAUUAUAUACUGCCGCCUGACACUACUUCAUAAAAAAAUUAACUCUAUUUUACGUAUCUCUUUCUCUACCUUGAAAAUGAAAAUAUUAUUAUGUUAGGAGAUUUUAAUGGAAGGGUGGGGGUGAAGAGGUCUGGUUAUGAAAGGAUAUUAGGAACGUUUGGCGAUGAAAGAAUAAAUGAGAAUGGUGAAGACCUCCUCACCGUAUGUGUGGAAAAGAAUCUUUUUGUGGCGAACACUUUCUUUCGCCAUAAGAGGAUUCACAUGUAUACAUGGGAAAGAGGGGAUGAUAGAAGCAUGAUAGAUUUUAUAAUUGUGGAUGAAAGAAUGAGGAGCGCAGUGGUAGAUACAAGGGUUUACCGGGGGUCCAACGUAGGGACGGAUCAUUACUUGGUCUUAUGCCGAAUUAAUGGUCUAUUCAGACGUUGGCGGCAUCGGACAUCGGUGUCUACCACUGCGUUACAGCGUAUAAGAAUAGAGAGGUUACAAGAUGAAGGUGUGAAAGAGAAGUAUAAAUGCAGACUGAGGGAAAAUAUAAGUGGGUUGAAUGAAUUAUGUAUGAAUGCUUUAGAAUUGAAGAAUGUAUGGAAUAAUAUUAAGAGAGUUCUGGUGGAUGCAGCCACCGAAGUAUGCGGUGUAAGUAAGAGAACGAAUGAAAGGAAAAGUAAUACGUUAUGGUGGGAUGAUGAGGUACGGAUGGAAGUUGAAGCAAAGAAGAGAGCAUGGCUAGAUUUACUAGCAACUAAAGCUGGUAAUUCUGGCGGUAUGAAUGAUGAG
Molecule: messenger RNA, 3807 nt
Organism: Parnassius mnemosyne (clouded apollo)
Lineage: Eukaryota; Metazoa; Arthropoda; Insecta; Lepidoptera; Papilionidae
Source: the annotation of a GenBank genome assembly